Ostreococcus tauri is the source of this 1050-nucleotide messenger RNA. Its product is annotated as Protein of unknown function DUF2343. Gene Ontology annotation, cellular component: mitochondrial inner membrane. Lineage: Eukaryota; Viridiplantae; Chlorophyta; Mamiellophyceae; Mamiellales; Bathycoccaceae. Gene Ontology annotation, biological process: potassium ion transport; proton transmembrane transport. The record is from RefSeq and is a predicted model, not a curated record. The coding region runs from base 1 to 1050 and encodes 349 amino acids. The transcript has a single exon.
AUGGCGGGGCGGGCGAUCUCGCGCGCGCGCGUCCUCGUCGUCCCGCGCGCGUCGACGACGACGACGUGGUUCGCGCACGCGGGCGCGGUGGGAGAGCCGAGCGACGCGCGGGAGAGCGACGCGGCGCGCCGAGCGAGCGCGAGAGGGGCGACGACGCGGGCGGUGACGCGGGCGGUGGACGCGACGAUGCCGUUCGCGCGACGGUGGGCGCUGGGGGCGAUGCGGUACGCGGAAGAGACGUGGCGGGCGAUGGGGGCGGCGGGGCGCGGGACGGCGCGACGGCGGAUUUACGAGGCGGGGAACUACGCGAUGGAACGGAUAGAUCCGCGAGAGCACGCGCUGAGAGCGUUGCCGUCGGUGACGUCGUCGAUUGAGAUUGUGUAUCCGGGAGGUGGAACGAUGAAAGCGAGCGAAGCUUUGGGGCUGGUGCGAGCGACGCUUCGCGACGGACGCGCGUCCGCGCGUAACGCGAUGAGACUGUACAGCCUGGGCGUUCCGCUAUCCAUGCCGAUGUUUCUCACCCCGCUGAGUAAUUUUCCGCUAUAUUACUUUAUCUACAGAUUAUGGGGCGCUUCGGAGGCGUCGGCGAACGCGACCGAGGCGCUGCGAGUGCUCGACGCCGGCGCCGCGGAUGACGCGCGAGCGAACGAAACAGAGGCGCGGUUCUUCCGGAUAUCGCGCGGAGACGACGGCGAUGGCUCGACGGUUGGUGAGUGCAAAAGACUGAGACCGAUUAAUUCGUUGAAUUCGGACACGGGCGGGGAAGUAUCGACGACGGAUGAGCCGCACGCCUUGGCGUGCUGUAGACUCGCUCGUCCCGGCGGCGAGACGCUCCUCCGCGGCGACGCCGCGCCAGAGGUCUUAUUCGUCCCGUGCGACGCCCUCGGCACCAUAGCCGCCCGCUAUCACGGUGGAGACAUCGAUGCGGACGCGUCUACAUCUCCGUGCGCCGCCGCGGCUGUCGAACGUCUCUUCGGCGCCGCGGGCGUCGUCGAGCUCAGCCGAAAGCACCGCCGCUACGAAGAAAUUUACGGCGCGACCGCGCGAUAG